This is a messenger RNA of Prunus mume (Japanese apricot), 2112 nucleotides long. RefSeq names its product protein FAR1-RELATED SEQUENCE 5-like. The record is from RefSeq and is a predicted model, not a curated record. NCBI's taxonomy places the organism in Eukaryota, Viridiplantae, Streptophyta, Magnoliopsida, Rosales, Rosaceae.
AUGCAGAAAAAACUAGUUCCUGAAAUAGGCAUGGAGUUUGAGACAGAAGAAGAAGCCUUUAAAUUUUACAAUGCAUAUGCAUAUGGUGUUGGUUUUAGUAUUAGACGAAGUAAAUUUCAUAAAGAGAAAUGUGGGAAGUUGAGAGACAGACUUUUUGUUUGCUCUGCUGAAGGUAAGCGUGAAAAGAAUAAGUGUGAUGGCAGUGUGAAAUCUCAUCGUGCUGAGACAAGAUUUGGAUGUCUAGCAAGGAUGAAAAUUAGUUGUCGGCUAAAUGAUAAGUAUUGUGUUACUGAGUUUGUGCCUGAGCAUACGCAUGUUACUUCUAGUCCUUGUAAGACCCAUUUUUUUAGGUCACAUAGGAACAUGUCUCUUGCACAAAUAGUUGAAGCUGAUAUGGCCGAUAGUUCGGGAAUUGCUCCAAAAGCAACUCUAGAACUUCUGAGUAGACAAGCCGGUGGACGUCAGAAUCUUGGAUUCAUUCCUGUAGAUUAUAAAAAUUAUUUACGUUCAAAGCGUACAAGAGAAAUGAGGGUAGGAGAUACAGGGGGCCUGUUAGAAUAUUUACAACAAAUGCAAUUGAAUGAUCCUAAUUUCUUUUAUGCUAUACAAGUGGAUGAAGAUGAUAUGAUUACUAAUAUCUUUUGGGCUGAUGCAAGGAUGAUGGUGGAUUAUGAUUAUUUUGGUGAUGUGGUAUGCUUUGAUACGACCUAUAGAAAAAAUAAAGAAGGAAGACCUUUUGCAAUGUUUGUUGGUGUCAACAAUCAUAGGCAAACUGUCGUAUUCGGUGCUGCAUUAUUGUAUGCUGAAACAGCUGACACAUUUAUUUGGUUAUUUGAUACUUUUGUCAAGGCUAUGUCUGGAAAAAAACCAAUAAGUAUUCUAACAGACCAAGAUGCAGCAAUGGCUAAAGCGUUGCUUUCAGAGUGGCCAGAAACAUGUCACCGUUUGUGCAUUUGGCACAUAUACCAAAAUGCAGCCAAGCAUCUUAGCAAUGCUUUUGAGAAGUUCAAAAAUUUUACCAAAGACUUCGGUAGAUGCAUAUAUGAUUAUGAAGAUGAAGAUGAUUUUAUAAACGCUUGGAAUAACAUGCUUGAAAAAUAUAAUCUCAAGGAUAAUGAUUGGUUGAGGCGAUUGUUUAAUAUAAAGGAGCAAUGGGCAUUAGUUUAUGGGCGACAAACUUUUUGUGCUGAUAUUACUACUACCCAACGCAGUGAAAGCAUGAAUAGUGCUUUAAAGAAGUAUGUUAGUUACAAAUAUGAUUUGCUACGAUUUUUUCAACAUUUUCAGAGGUUAGUUGAAGAUCGUCGUUAUCAAGAGUUGAAAGCUGAAUUUAGAGCAAGUCAAAGUUCACCUGCAUUGUCAUUUCCAGUGGAAAUAUUAAAGCACGCAUCAAAUAUAUAUACACCAGAAGUGUUUAAGUUGUUUCAAGAUGAGUUGUGUAAAGCUCAUGAUUGUGUCUUGAAAUUCAAUGGUGAGAUUGGAAGCAUCAGCAAAUAUGAAGUUAUCCCUCAUAAGAAGUAUUGGCACCACACAGUCACAUUUGACUCAAUAGAUAAUACGGUUUUAUGUAGUUGUAAGAAGUAUGAGUUUGCAGGAAUCUUGUGUGCACAUGCCUUAAAAGUCCUCUCUACCAGAAAUAUUAAAAAUAUUCCCGCUCAAUACAUCUUGAAGAGAUGGACCAAAAAUAUUAAGGCUAAGAGUACAAAAUCUACUUGCAAUGUCUCUAGUGAAAAUGACUCAAAAGUAGAAAUUGUCAGGCGUUACAGAGAAUUAUGUCGGUUGCAUACUCAGUUAGCAACACGAGCAUCAGAGUCGAAAGAUGCAUAUGAAACUGCUAUAUUAGGACUUAACAAUACGUUGAGAGAUGUGGAUGCGUGUUUGAAGAAGAAAGCAAGUCAAGAACCAACUCAGGUGAUCUCAAAAACUACCAGUGCAUCUAAGCUUAAUGAGUAUAUUUGUAUUGACGAUGAUAUCAUUAAAGUUAGAGGAAUCAAAACUAAGACCAAAGUUGUUGGCAAUUCUAAAAGGCCAAAGAAUGCUUUGGAAAAGCUCACAAAGAAGAAAAAGCCUCGAAAUAAAGAAGAAUGUGCUCUAUUGGAACAGGUAUUUUAA